Coffea arabica (coffee) is the source of this 1416-nucleotide messenger RNA. NCBI's taxonomy places the organism in Eukaryota, Viridiplantae, Streptophyta, Magnoliopsida, Gentianales, Rubiaceae. The record is from RefSeq and is a predicted model, not a curated record.
AUGAUAAAAGAAAACUACCUAACAUUAUCUUUGGAAGGUGGGCUUCCACAUCACAUAGAAGUACGAGAAACUCAAGGGAAAAUUAAAGGAUGCUACUGGUACAAUAAUGUGUUGAGAGAAUGUGAAGGCCUCAAAGUGAGAACUGAGAAGAAGACUAAGACAAAUAACAGGGUGACCAGACAAAAGCCUGAGCUGGUCCGUCCGGCGAAGUCCACUCCUCGGGAAUGCAAGCUCCUCUCUGACAUCGACGAUCAAGAGGGUCUUCGCUUUCAAAUCCCUGUCAUCCAGUUUUACCGCAGCGAUGAUGGCCAAGAAUGCGCCGGGAGGAAGCUGGUGGUGGACUGCACGGGGGAGGGUGUCAUGUUCAUUGAAGCGGAUGCAGAGGUGACGCUGGAGCAGUUUGGGGAAGAACUUCAGCCUCCAUUCCCCUGCUUGGAGGAGCUCCUCUAUGAUGUUCCUGAGUCUGCAGGAGUCCUUCACUGUAACUCGUUUGAGAUGCGGGGGUUUCAUCUUCGCACUGCGCCUGAAUCACGCUAUGUCCGAUGCUGCCGGACUAGUUCAGUUCAUGAAUGCGGUCGGCGAAAUCGCACGGGGAGCUUCCGCCCCAUCUGUACUGCAGUAUGGCAGAGAGAGCUCCUGAAUGCUAGAGACCCGCCAAGGGUGACGUGCACCCAUCACGAAUACGAUGAGGUAGCCGAUACCAAAGGAACCAUCAUUCCCCUGGACGAUAUGGUCCACCGCUCCUUCUUCUUCGGCCCGACGGAGGUAUCAGCUCUGAGAAAAUCCAUCCCGCUCGACAUCAGUCGCAAGUGUUCGACAUUUGAGAUUUUGACGGCCUGUCUCUGGCGCUGCCGGACCAUCGCCCUCCAGCCCGAACCCAAUGAGGAAGUCCGCGUGCUCUGCAUCGUCAAUGCUCGCUCCAAGUUCGAUCCUCCCUUGCCACAAGGGUACUACGGCAAUGCCUUUGCAUUUCCAGUGGCCCUGACGACUGCCGGAGAGCUGUGCAAGAGGGCUCUGGGAUGUGCGUUGGAGCUGGUGAAUAAGGCCAAAUGUGAUGUGACUGAAGACUACAUGAAAUCGGUGGCUGAUUUAAUGGUUAUCAAAGGGAGGCCUCAUUUCACCGUGGUGAGGACUUAUCUCGUGUCGGACGUUACUCGGGCUGGGUUCAAUGAGGUGGACUUCGGUUGGGGAAAGCCAGCGUACGGAGGGCCGGCCAAGGGCGGAGUUGGUGCCAUCCCCGGCGUGGCGAGCUUUUACAUACCUUUCAAGAACAAGAACGGGGAGAAAGGAAUAGUGGUUCCUAUUUGCCUGCCGGGCUUUGCAAUGGAUGCAUUUGUGAGAGAGCUGGAGAACUUGUUGAGCAAGAACCAUCAUAGUAUUGAUGAUCACUCCGCUUUUGUCAGAUCAGCCUUGUGA